AUUAAAAUUUUUGGUAAUUAUAGAGAACAGGUACAUCCUCACCGAUUUCGAUGAUUUUUGAAUAUGUUGUAGAAAUCAACAUUUUGAACAACUUCUUCUUAUACAUAUAACCGUCGCUCGGCCUUAGUUUCCGAGAUAUUUGCAAAAUACCAUUGCUACUACACAAUGAAUAUUACGUAUAGCUACGCGUCCGUAGGAGCGUGUGUGUAAGCGUUGAAUUGUCGAUUGUUUAGGCUCGGAAUACACGUCCGCGUCCGUUUACGCGAUUGUUUAGGCUCAGAAAAAAAUCUAGUUUAACACUGACGUCGUUACUGAAUUACUUUCAACGGAUAAAAAAGAAACUUGCGUGAAUAUUUGACUGUAUGCGGCAGAUAUGAUACACUAAUUUAUUUUUUAAUUGAACAAAGAGUGAUUCAUGGAAAGAUGUAUUGUACUAAGUGCAAAAGUGAAAAACCAAUGAAGUUUAAUCGGGAAGAGCUAAUAUUUUAUUGUAAUGCAGUCUAUUAUUCGAAAAAUUGCCAUAAAAAAAGAUUGAAAAUACAGUGCAGCUCACAGCUCAGUGCAUUGAGUAAUACAUGGUUUAGCAAUAUACAUGCUUCUAUUCAAGCCAUUUGUGCCUUUAUCGGCUAUCAUUUAGUGCUAAAACCACCACGGCAAGAAUUUCUACAAAAUGAACUGCGAAUAACGGCGAAAACCGCAGUUGAUUGGACCAGUUAUUGUCGUCAAAUGUGUGUUCUAUGGGCAGAAAAACAUUCUGUUCUAAUCAGAGGAAGGAUGUUAACUGGCCAGUGGAUAUUCGGAGGAAUAGAACGCUCCAGCAAACGUAUAUUUAUUGUACCAGUUCCCAACAGGUCAUCCGAAACGCUACUUGAAGUGAUCCGAAAUUGGAUCAAACCUGGUACAAUUAUUAUUAGCGAUUGUUGGAAAGCGUACGGUUGCCUCCACAAAGAAAGAUUUCAGCACUUAAGAGUUAACCAUAAACUCAAUUUCGUUGACCCGGAGACAAAUGCUCACACGCAAAACAUUGAAAGAGUAUGGCGAGAAAUUGAAGCGGUUAGGUAAACAAGUUUGCGAAGAGGAGCAGACUGAAACUGUGUCAGCUGCAACGGCACAUGAAAAAUUACAAAUGAAAGAAGCCAUAGAAAUAGAAUUAGAUGGAAGAGACAUUGUAGAGAAUGAAUGUCAAGAUCGGCAAGAAGAAGAAAUAAAAGAUACUAGAAAUGAAACAGAAGAAGAACUUCAUCGGAUAGUAAACGUCGUCAUGCAGACAGAAACUGCCACUGACGAAGAAGAAUAUCUAGUCGUAGAAAAAGAAACGACGAAAUCAGACGAAAAGUUAUGUCGGUCUGACGGGUUUAGCAUUGUUGACAUGCACCACGUGUUCGACCAGAUAAAAUUAAUCGGCGAACAUUCAGAAACGUUUGAAUGUUCAACAAGGCACCUGGAAAUAAAAGGUCUGAAAAGAUCGGGUUUAAAUUCAACCCUUAUUCUAGAAUGCAGGAUGUGCAAUUAUAGAGCCGAAGUGCACAGCCAACCUGAAAAUGCUCAGGUAAUGAAUACAACUGAGAAUGCAGUUGCAGCAAACAUUCAGUGGAGGCGGCUACGCACAAAUGGAGGACUUUUUGACAUCUAUCAAUGCCCCUUGCAUGUCAAAGAAGAAAUAUAGGAAUUGUCACGACCACAUCGUCAAUAAAUUAAUCGCUGCUGCCGAAACAGAAAUGGUAGCAGCGGCAGAAGAAGAAAAUUUUGAAUGCACGUAUCACUUGUUGCGCAACUUCGGCAAUAAGUUAAAAGAGGUUGCGAAGAAGACUCCGCCGAGCUGUUAUAGACAAGCCAUCGAGAAUAAUAUUCGACGCAUGCGUAUGGGAAUUACAAAAGCUGCAGAAUAUAGAUUUAAUGAAAAUACUUCGAUAUUACAGAGACAACAAAAAUUAUACGAAGAUAUUAUGAAUGUAUCCAGCCACGUGUUUGGAGAACAUAAAGACUGCAAAAGAAUUGGAUAUUUCUGCAACGGAACGAUGAAGGAGAAUGAACAAAACAUCGUCCCACAUUUAUUAAACCUGGGAGUUUACCAAAAAAUACAAGAUAUUCUUCGAUCGUUGGCGGCACACGCAGAAAGCUUACUGUACCGAACCAACAAUAAUACGGUAGAAAGUUUUAAUGCCAUCAUUGCGAAAUAUAUUUGCGGAAAACGCAUUUAUUUUGGCCAAAGAGGAU
Messenger RNA from Hylaeus anthracinus, 2217 nucleotides. RefSeq lists its product as uncharacterized. The transcript is spliced from 3 exons. Lineage: Eukaryota; Metazoa; Arthropoda; Insecta; Hymenoptera; Colletidae. The record is from RefSeq and is a predicted model, not a curated record. The coding region runs from base 1007 to 1666 and encodes 219 amino acids.